This is a messenger RNA of Rangifer tarandus platyrhynchus (Svalbard reindeer), 405 nucleotides long. The record is from the annotation of a GenBank genome assembly. NCBI's taxonomy places the organism in Eukaryota, Metazoa, Chordata, Mammalia, Artiodactyla, Cervidae.
AUGCCCGAGGGCACAGAGGAGAAGCAAGCGGUGAGAGUCCUGCCUGCCUGGUAUGCCCCCUCAGAGGGCAGGAGGGGACGGAGGGACGGGGCAUGGAGGGGAGAACAUGGAGGGGACAAGCCUUUUGAUAGAAGAUGGGUGGGUGACGAAUCUAAGUCUAGGGGACCCGGCCUGGCUGCCCCUUCCCCCCCAGCCCAGGGCCUCCUUCUGUCUGUCCUGGGAGUGAACUGUCUUGGGGGACUUCCCCAAGAGGCCUCGCCGGCACCAGAGAGUCCCCUAGACCCAAGGGAAAGCCAAGACAAAGGCAGAGGGAGAAGUGCCUUGAGGGUCAGGCAGAGGAAACAAACUGGCACAUUGAUGAUCACAUUAGACUCACAUAGAGAUCUGCAGUCUGGAAUUCCUUGA